This is a messenger RNA of Polyodon spathula (Mississippi paddlefish), 3858 nucleotides long. Its product is annotated as transmembrane protein 169-like. The record is from RefSeq and is a predicted model, not a curated record. The coding region runs from base 198 to 1133 and encodes 311 amino acids. NCBI's taxonomy places the organism in Eukaryota, Metazoa, Chordata, Actinopteri, Acipenseriformes, Polyodontidae. The transcript is spliced from 3 exons.
UUACUGACUGCACUGCAUAUUGCAAGACUCCACACCCUGUACAUGCAUAGUUAAAAAGGUGCCGCAGUCAGUCUGAGUUCACACGACCAUCGCCUUUCUACUCUUCAAGGGAGCUUGUGUGGUGCGGUGUGGUGCCGGGCAGAAUGGGGCAUCCUGGCGCCCUGGCCUCUCACUGACGAGUCAGGCACCAACAGGCCAUGCAGGGAGAAGCCUUGGCAGGGGCCAUUGGCAUGGAGCAGGUGAGCCAGCAGGGGGCCGAGAGCCCACGCCUUGCCUCACUGCGCAGGUCAGAGGUCACGGGCGGCCUCUCCCAGGGCGAGGAGGGCGCGGUGGAGAGGAGGAAGAGGAGGAAGAAGGAGCCGAGGCCGGAGUCCAUCAUUGUGUACCGCUCGGAGGCAGAGAAGGGGGUGAGCGAGGAGUCUCCGGCAGAGGAGGGGAGUGAGAAGAGCGGACAGGAAGGGCCCAAGUUCCUCAGCACCCCCACAGGCGAGGGAGGCUGGAAUGCUCCCCUGGACAGCCGCUACGUCACUCUGACAGGCACCAUCACCCGUGGGAAGAAGAAGGGCCAGAUGGUGGACAUCCACGUGACGCUGACCGAUAAAGAGAUGCAGGAGCUGGCCAGGUCCAGGGAGCCUCUCCGGAGAGAGGGGGAAGGCGAGGGGGGAGAGGAGGGCAAGCGGGCCUGCUGUGUGGGGGCUGGCCGCGGGCCUCACGUCCUGCUCUGGAGCUUGUCCUGCGUGCCUGUGGUGUUCCUGCUGUCUUUCGUCAUGUCCUUCUACUACGGGACCAUCACCUGGUACAAUGUUUUCUUGGUCUACAACGAAGAGCGGACUUUCUGGCACAAAAUCACCGUCUGCCCCUGCCUCAUCAUCUUCUACCCCAUCCUCAUCGUGGCGCUCUCCCUGUCACUUGGGGUCUACACUGCCGUGACCCAGGUGUCCUGGGCCUUCGCUGAGUGGUGGCAGGCAGUCCGAGACCUGGAGAAAGGCUUAUGUGGCUGGAUCUGUGGCAAGCUGGGCCUGGAGGACUGCUCCCCCUACAGCAUCGUGGAGCUGUUCGACUCCGAUAAUCUGUCGGGCAGCCUGCAGGGCAAAGGGGGUCCUUCACAGGGGCUUGAGACCUCUGCUGUCUGAGUUCUCUAGCCUGUAUUCAUGUCGUUGUUUCUCACAGAGCAGUAGCUCUGGCUUAUCACAGCUUUUUACUUUGCUGUGCAGUGGUGGUGAAGUAGAGAUUGAAAUCUGGCUAUGCAACCAAAUUGAUGAGCCACAGAAAUGAAGGAGCAGGUAGCUUAAAAUUAGUUUUUGCUUAGCUUUUUAUGAGGUUUUAAUCAUUUGGAGUGGUUUGUAUUGCAUUUACUCUUCCAACUACAUUGUGAUAGCUAUUCGCUUGAAAUCGGCAUUGUCACAAUUUUGCUCUGAAAGGGAGAAACACCAGUUCUAAAAUGAACAAAUACUACUUACCCGAAGAGCCUGCAUUAAAUGUAGGAUUUAUUGAUUUGGGAACUUUUUAUUGUGUGCGUUCUGCCUUUCUGAAAACAUUAUGCCACUGACAAAUAAGAAUAAAUAGCUGUGAAAAUCUAGCCCAUAAAGGUGCUUUGGCCUGAGUUGCCAGAUUCUUUUUCAGCAUUGACGUAUAUGUAACACAGGCUAGAUAGCUGUAUGAACUAGCGCCAUCCAGCGUGUGAAGUAACUGCACAAAGUACCACUCGGAAGGAAUGCAAAGAGGAAGAAAAACUAAAUUGAAUGUAAUUUGAAUCUACGUACUCUUUCUAAGGUUUUCAAACAAGUUUUAUUAGGGGUGUCAAGUUUAACCUGUACACCCUAUUUAGUUUGAUAAUGCUAAAUGUUCAAUCUUUCACGUGUUAACUAAACUAAACAGAGAUCAGCCUCUAAAUGCAUUCAGCAUGUUAUUCAUUUACUUCGUUGUCAACUUUUAUAUUAGUACAUUCAGUAUUGCUUUCUACAUGGGGAGCACUGUUAGCAAUGUUUAAUUACACAAGUUACAUUUUUUAUUGCAAAGAUUGUGCUUUGUUGUUCAUAGCACGUCUAAAAUAUCAGUUAAGUGUAGUUGGUGUAUAUGUUUGCAACUAUUAUUUUACAGCUGUGGAAAACCUAGUUUUUACAUAUUUAAGAUGGAAAUGUAGUAAUAUUAGAGUUUUACCAUUAUGCCUGGAUCUGGGUUCUGCUGGUUCAACACUGCGUUUCAUUUUUCUGUAAAUCUGUUUUUGAAUUUUUGAAACCCACAAUGAUUGCAAACACUAUAGAAACAGUAAGGGGCAGUGAAAUACAUUUGAAUCUACUUUAUCUUUAAUAUAGCUGCACUUCAUUACUGCUGGUAUAGUUUCAUUUUGAAAGAAAACAAUAGUUAUUUGCUAUUUACAUACAGUGUAUUUUAGUGUUUGGUAUAUCUGAGUAAAAAAAAUCUAAUUUAAAAAGUAAUCCAUGGUUUACAAUACUGUUUAGUUUUUUAAAUUUGUGUCUGCAUGUAGCACAAUUUACUUCGACAUAGCUCAUGUUUAGUUCUCCAUUAAAACGUUUUUUUUUUUUAAAAUUCCAAAUCACUUGACAAGUUGACAGUCCUGGUGUAUUUCUACGACAGACGUGGUUCUAUUUUAAAAAUGAAACUGUAACUUUAAAUGGAGGCAGCAAUAGUAAGACAAGCUGGAUAGCAGGGUUUGCAAUUGAGCUUGGAACGAGAUGGAGGUAAACUCAAAUUUCUUAGCCUAAUAAAUAACUUUAAGCAGUGAUUAACCAAGGCUUUACAAAAACAUCUCACCUUUUUUUGGCACUAGAUCAACUGUCUCCCUUUUCUUGUGCUAGAGACAGUUGGGGAAGUUAAUUUUAAAAAGUAAUCAGGGGGAGCGGAAAGCAUUAAACCAUAUGGAAAAAUAGAAUCUAUUGUUUUGCAUGGGUGCAAUUACACGGAGAAAAGCAAUACAUGGGAAAACCACACGAGAUAGAAACCAGAGCGACUUUUUGAAAAUAAUGCGCGGCAAAUCUCCAUCAACUGGAGUGUUGUUGUGUUAUGUUGUCUGCACUAUGUACAGUGAGAGAUGAUGAAAGAUUGAUUUUCGAGGUGAAAAAUGCCUUCAACUGUAUGAUACGUCUUGUCCAGAUUAUAAAGAUAUGCUAAAGAAGCAAGUCCCCGGGACACCAUACUUGCCAAACUGGACAGUGAAAAUAUUUGCAGUUGAAGAGCAAAAGAAAACAUAUUUCAGCAUGAAGAAUCCGCUUAAAUGAAUGGCAGUGAAUGAAUCAGAUGAUGGCGAUUGCAAUUGCAGAUGAUUUAUGACUGUGAAGGGCGCUCAGGCCCCGAGGAAAAAUAUAAAUUUGGCCGGGAGGUUUCGUCCGCGGGUGCCCGACGGCUACCGGCGCGAGGCCGGCUGCAAAUACACGAACAGUAUCAUGCAUACCAGUGCCGCAGAUAGAAUAUGGCUAUGAGCCACUUCCCCCCAAAAAGACAAGGCCGCCAAACCAUGAAUGAAUAAUGAAAAAUAUUUAACGCUCUCCACAGUGGCACUGUGCCACCUAACCCCCAAUAUUGAAUUGAAUGAAAAUGAGCAGAUGAGACAUGACCCGUCCCCCAGAGCAUGACUGCGCCGAGGGAGAGAACCCAGCCUCUCAUACCCGACCACUCACCCCUCAGAACUAAAUACGAACCGAUCAGCACUCGGGUAAGGAAAACCCCCUACUCACAUAUUUUUAAUUUUUUUAAGGGGGAAACCUCAGGAAAUCCAUGGCUGAGGGCAGCCCUUCCUCCAGGCUCUAAGAGGUCAACUCUCGUUUCAGCUUCCCAGCGCUUGACUGAGCAGCCGAAACAAAAAGAAGCGACAAGAAAGAAUAACACACAGAGCUUUUA